GAUAAGCUUCUUCAUCAAUCGAUUCUCAUUAACUCUUUGUUUCUUCUGCUUCCUUAAAGAAAAGAAAAAUGAAAUUUUUGCUUUACCUUGUUACGUUCUUUGUUCUCUUAAACGGUUUCGCAACCGCUCAAACUCUGAUUCGAAAUUCUUGCAAAAAAGCUGCAGCUACAAACCCGAAGUUCAAAUACAAUCUAUGCGUCACGUCUCUCGAAACAAAUCCGCAGAGCAAAGCCGCAAAAGAUCUCGCCGGAUUAGUCAUGGCAUCGACGAAAAACGCCGUGACUAAAGCGACUAGCUUGAAAGGAACCGUUGACAAGAUUCUCAAAGGGAAGAAAUUUAACAAGAUGACUGAGAUGCCGUUACGUGAUUGCCUCCAGCUUUAUACCGAUGCUAUUGGUUCUUUAAACGAAGCUUCAGCGGGCGUUAAAUCGCGUAAUUACCCAACCGUUAAAACGGUUCUGAGUGCUGCAAUGGAUGCACCAAGUACUUGUGAAACUGGAUUCAAAGAAAGAAAAGCGCCAUCUCCCGUUACGAAAGAGAACGAUAAUUUGUAUCAGAUGAUUCUGAUUCCUUUAGCUUUUACAAAUAUGUUGAAAUGAAAUUACUAAAAAGUGUAUUAACACAUUGGAUUAAAGAUAAUAAUACUGAUAAUGUACCUUAGAGUAAUUGGCUUGCUCACUAGAAGCAAUGGUCGUAGCCUUUUCAAAGUUUUGAAUAAAGAUCACAGAAACUUUAGAUACA
Arabidopsis lyrata subsp. lyrata is the source of this 741-nucleotide messenger RNA. Its product is annotated as pectinesterase inhibitor 12. The coding region runs from base 69 to 599 and encodes 176 amino acids. Gene Ontology annotation, molecular function: enzyme inhibitor activity. NCBI's taxonomy places the organism in Eukaryota, Viridiplantae, Streptophyta, Magnoliopsida, Brassicales, Brassicaceae. The record is from RefSeq and is a predicted model, not a curated record. The transcript has a single exon.